Molecule: messenger RNA, 3184 nt
Organism: Dictyostelium purpureum
Lineage: Eukaryota; Evosea; Eumycetozoa; Dictyosteliales; Dictyosteliaceae
Exons: 3
Coding region: 255-3149 (964 amino acids)
Biological process (GO): carbohydrate metabolic process
Molecular function (GO): hydrolase activity, hydrolyzing O-glycosyl compounds
Source: RefSeq, a predicted model, not a curated record
AAUCAAAAUAAAUUUUUUUAUAUUUUAAAAUUUUAUUUUGUGUUUUAUAAUUUUAUUUUAUUUUAUGAUAAUAAAAUAAUAAUUUUAUUGUUUUAUAAAAUAUUAAUUAAUUGUUUCACUAAAAACUUUACAAAAAACUUUAUAAACUUUAGUUAUAAUUUUAUUUUAUUAUAAAAUCAAUAUUUAUUUGUUUUAUUUUAAUUAAUAUUUUUUUUUGUUUAAUUAAAAGAUUAAUUUUCGAUGAUUAGGAAAAAAUGAAAAAAUAUCAAAGUGUCAUAAUAUACAGUAUAUUAAUUAUAUUUUUAGUGUUUUCAUCUUAUGUUCAAAUAAUAAAUUCAGAAGAAUUUAUAGCACGUGAUAGCGCUCAAGGUGAUGAAGUUGAGGAACCUGAUUCUGAUGAUUUACCACCUCCUCCACCAGAAACAUAUGGCCCAAAUAUAGUUCCACAGUUUGCACCACCUAAAAAGAAAACACUACCACCUAAAUCAACAAUAAAACCAAAAAUAACUUUAAAACCAAUUAAAACAUUAACACCAAAAUCAGUUACAAAAAUAACAACAACAUCUAAAGAUGGAUCACAUACACCAACUACAACUACUACUACUACCUCUAAAACAUCUGGUACAAAACCAUCUGCUACCUCAAAAACAACAACUUCAUUAAAAAGUGACGAACCAACUUCCACUGCAAGUAAAUCAACUAUAACUGGAAAACCAACACCAACUAUUUCAAAAUCAUCAUCAAAGCCUACUAAAGCCGAUGAGUCAUUAGAAACUGAAAAACCUAAAGCUACUAUCACUUCAAAAACUCCAAUAACAACUGGUGGUAAAUCAAAAACCACAACAACUAUGGGAAGUACAACAUCAAAAUUGCAUUCAUCAACACCUAGUCCUACAAAUAAAACAACCUCAAAACCAACAAAUAAAACAACCUCAAAACCAACCUUAGCAUCUACUACUAGUAAACCAUCAACAUCUACUGUUAAAACAACCUCAAAACCAACAUUAACAACCUCUACAGGGAAAGCUUCAACAACAUCAAAAUUACCAAUAACAAAGAAACCAGUUUCUAAAGGAUCAAAGGGUUCAGAAUCAUCAGAAGAAUCAGAAGAAGAAUUUUUCUCAAGCGAAGGUAAAAUACCAAUUCCAGAUAUUUCAGAUGAUGAACCAAUAGAUGGUGAAAACUCUGAAGAAUCAGAUGAUGGAGAUGACUUCUUAAUUAAAGAAUCAUCAGAAGUAACAACAAGUUCAAAGUUAAUAUCAUGUAGUGAUGAUGUUGUAGAUGAUAUGUCAACUGAUGGUAACUUUUUAAGUUCAAUUUCAUCAAUAUCAAAUAAUCCAUACUCAUGUACAUUAUUAAGUGAAAAUGUGCAAUAUACUAAUGCUGGUACCAAAAAGAUUAUGAAACUAACACUAGAUAAUGAAGGAUGUCCAAGCAAAUGUUUAAAUAAUAGUUAUACUUGUGCUGAGGUUGAAUCAACUCAAAAGCUUUCAUAUGGAACCUAUACUUUUAAUCUUGUACCAUCUCCAGCAACAAAUUCAAUCACAAAAGCAUAUAUUGCAUCGGGUGGUAAAGGUCAAUAUUCAGAUGUAUUUUUUAAAAUUAAUGGUAAUUCAACAAGUAUUACUUAUGGCUAUACAUAUUUUGGUGUAUUGGUCCAAUUUACUGACUCAUUACCAGGUGCGGAUUUCACUCUUUUUCACAACUAUACCUUUAUUUAUACAUCAACAGGUAUUUCCUGGUAUUUUGAUAAACUUUUAUUAAAGAACAAAAUAGAAAGUACCUAUUUUAGUAGUGGUGCUAAGAUUCCAGUCCCACCAAUGAACUAUUAUGUAUCACUUACCAACAACCAAGAAAAAAGUAUUUCAGCUACCAAACUACCAACCCAUGCCCAACUAUCCCUCUUUAAUUAUAUAUCUGCUCCAUGUAUUAAUGGCUCGAGUGAAUCAGAUUCUGAACUUUUCACUCAAUGGAACACCUCACCAAUUGGUUAUUUCAUUUCAAACUGUACAUCUUAUAGACCUAUAGAUAUCUACAACGACACACUACAGGGUAAUUGGUUAGAUAAAUCAAACACCAUGGUACGUGAUCCAAGUACACAGUUCGCAAGAAUCGGUACAAGUAUUGGCUUUGCUUUGAAUAGAGGUAAUGAUUAUUUCCGUUUACGUACCAACGAAACAUUCCCUGUUAGAAGACACAAAUACCUUUCAUUCUGGUUAAAUGGUGGCAAUUCAGGUAAACAAAGUCUUGUACUUUAUUUAACCUAUAACUCGUUACGUGUAGGUAUUGCAAAUAUUGGUGAUUAUUUAUUGGGUGGAAUAGAAGCUGGUGUUUGGUAUAAAGUUAUAAUUCCAUUAUUUCAAAUUCCAAUUAAUCCUUCAAAUGUUACCAAGAUCGAUGGUUUUAUGAUUCAAGGUACCAACAGUGAAUUUAUGGAUAUGGUGUAUUUGGAUGAUAUCCAAUUCUCAAACGGUACAGUGUGCAUGGAUUUAAAGAAUGAAACCAAUAUUAGCUAUUUCGAUAAAGGUGAAUUUUUAGGUGGUGCAAAUAAUACAUAUAGCUCCGGUAAUAUCAAUUUCAAGAGCAAAGCAUCUCUUUAUAGGGGAUACACAACUAUAGAGUUUCAAGUUUCAAGUUUUAACAAUUUAAUGAUAUCUUUGGAAAAUGGAACUUUAAACACAAAUCUAUAUGAUGGCUUUGUAUUCGAUCUUUAUUUUGAACCAGAUCCAAAUUAUCAGUUCCCUGGUCUUGAAAAUACAGAAUCAAAUGAGGACGUACUACGUAAUGUUCCUCCAAAACAAUUAAAUGCCGCUAUAUGUUUAGGUGAAGAGACUAUUCAAGCUCAGUUACCAUGCAUGGGAAUUACACAAUAUGUUGGAGGUGAAUUCCCAGCUAAUCGUUGGAUAGAACUAUCAAUUCCAUUCUUUGAUCUCUUUGCUUUUAAAAAUGCUUUAAUCACUUCAAUUCAGUUUAAAACAAAUAUACCAGAACAUCAAGGGUCUCUUUAUAUAGGUAGAAUUAUGGCUGCUCAUUUCGUACCACCAUUCCACGAGGCAGAUGAUGACAGUUCCUUUACAAUUUCAAACUUUAAUUUUAAUUUUAAUAUUUUAUUAAUUUUAUUAAUUAUUCAAAUUAUUUUAUUAUUAUAAAAAAUAAAUAAAUAAAUUAUAUUAUUUAUAAUUCG